AACAUAUUAAAAAUAAAUUAACCUUAUUUUUAAUAUGUUACAUUGAAUGAAUAAGUUAUAAUUAAAGAAAAAGUUUGUAAGCCAGGGAAGCAACGAAAACAUUGACUGGGUAAGACGGAACCAACCAGGAAAGCAAGGCAUUAAAAUCCGCAUACAUAAUAGUCGCCUUUUAAACCCAAAGCAGCCCAAUCACGAUGUCUCAUUAGCCGAUCAACGAAUUUACUUUAAAUGCGACCAGCGAAAAACACAAAUCUAAGGCAAUAUAUUCAAAAAAAUAGUACAAAACUAUAACGAAAUUAAAAACCACGUAAAAAUGAAUACGACUCGUAAAAUUCUGAAGACACCGGAGGCAAAGGAAAUGUUGCAACAACACAAAUAGCGAACUUCUUUGGGUCUUAUAAUAGAGUCAAUAUCAAGUAGACGUUUUAAAAAUAGUAGGGAAGUCCAAGCUGGGAUUUUGGUACAUGGUCUCCGUUCGUCUAUUUAACAAACCACACCACAGAAAGCAUUUUCAAAUGUAAGGUCUUUAAAUAUAUUUUAAUCUCAAAAGAUGGCGCAACACUAUCUUUGGAAUAGAUAUGUACAUAACCUAGAUGGCGCUAUAUUUUACCACAGUUCUUCAUAGCUAUUUACGUGAUAUGUACCGAGCCAAACUGUUCGUCUCUUUAUUUCAUUUUAUUCAAUUUACCAAGCGACAGACUUUACAAUGACUUUCUUUGACCUGUAAGUUCCAAACGAUAUAAUAGUAAGAUGACUGUCUAAUCCUACUAACACCAAUCUCGUUCAAAUAAUGAAAAUUGUUAGCUUUUCAAUCUUUUCCUCAAAGUAACAUACUUUGGAGAAAAUAUUGAAAUAUGUUUGACUGUUGCCGACACAUAUGGAACCUUUUCAUACUUCCUUUUAUUUUUUAUAUUUAUAUUUAGAACAUUAUGUAUUAUUUCUUCCUUUUUUCUAUUGAAAAAUAGUAGUUGUAAAUAUAUCAUCAAACAAACAGUGCGUGCUAAUCUUUUUUCCUUACUCUAUCUUAUAAAAUUUUCAUUUUCUCUUUUAACUUUAUUGUAUCAUUUUCCAAAAUUUAUGUAAAUCCAACCGCUCUUUUCAUUCCUCCUUACUUUCCGUCGUCUGUACUGGUUUUAACCAAAUACCAACCAACCUAUUGAAUAUUUUCUACGCAAUCGCAAUUCUGUUCAAAAUUUGAACGAGUCUACAUCUAAACGACGACCGAACGAUUACUUGAUUUUUAUUUUUUACUAAUUCAAACAAUAAGAACAACGAACGAGAGCCGACCAAACGGAACAUUUACCAAUUUAGUAAAAACCGAGUCAACGUUAAUCCGGCGAUUAUAUAGGCGGUGAAAAUAAACUCAAUACCGUUAUUCAAUAAAACACGGUCUCGUUUAAGCGCCAUCUGUUAGGGGGUAGCAAAAACUUCCCCGACAACAGAAAUGCUCAAUUUUCACCUCUAAUGCGCUCACAGAUAAGAAUCAUGAAAAAAAUAAGAAAAAUAUGGUUUAAAACUUGAGAAUUUUUCGAAGAACACAAACAGAAAAUACUUACUUGAAAAACAAAAUUAUGUAAAGAAUUUUAUGAUGAGAAGUGUUUACUGCAGAAAUUCUAAGCAAUUGAUCAAGGUUAUUUACAAACGAAUGUGAAAGUUACCAAGUGCGAUUUUUUUUGGUACAGCUGUACGUUAAAGCUUACUGCUACAUUAACAAAGGGGAAACGUCUGCUUCCCUUCGAUUACAUUUCGCAGCAUACAUUUGCAUCUGAAAAGUACUUAUUUGUAUCAAUGACGUAUUUAAACCACGACUUAGAUCUGAGAACACAUUGUUGAGUACAAAACAAGCUUUGUUUUGCUGUUUGGGAAUGCACAACACGGGGCGCGCGACGGAUGUUCCCCUACGUCACUCAUCUCCAUUUCGAUUUGCAUCUUUUAUAAAGAGCCAGUUCCAACCGACCAUAGCUUUAUACAUAACAGGGUCGAGCGCAAAUGUGUCGUCUCCAAGAUGGACGGCACCGUCAAAUUAAUAAUUUUCUCUACAAUAAUAGCAAUUGUGAAGGCGCCGCCUCCGGGAACCUUUUUCUGGAAACCGAGAUUGGGUCUGGAUCUGUCAAUUCCAACAACACCUAAGAUACGCAAACCGAUCUUGGGGGGAGUUCAGAAGCCCACCGUAGGCGAGAUUAGGAGUGGGCGUGCCGUACUCAUCACCGGAUACCAAUUGGGGGUGACGGUAGUGGCCCUCGCACAUGGACAAGCUGCCUGGGAGAAAUACCCCCACCUCAACCCCUUCAAAGCUUGGUUCUACACCACGGCCUACAGAUGGGGCUUGAGACAUCUCUCUUUAUACCCGAAAUGGCUCGAAGGCAGCGGCUACAACUACAUAGACACGCACCGCGUAUGGAGGAAACGCUACUCGUACCAGGAUCGGUGGGUCCCAGAGUGGUUGCAGUGGUUCCUGCCCCACGUGUGGGAGUUCGAUCGCGAGAAAAAGCAGUUCAGAAGGUUCCAGAGAUACGUCUUACCCUCCUUUGCCAAACACUACCACUACCCUGGACGCGUCUUUGACAAUUGGGCCUCGGAGGACAGCACGGAAACCGUUGAAAAUCUCGAUAUGUCCGACUUCUCCAUACAUGUACAUGCACCAGAUUACUGAAUUCAUAUUUGUUUAAGGUUAGCGUUCUACAUAUAAACUGAACUUUUAUUUAAUUUCUUUGUAAAGAUUUUGAAUCAUACCACAGCAUGCAGUAAAUAGGUAACAAUAAUUACGACACAAGCAUGAUGUUAGCUCAUAGCAUGAUUUAAAACCAUUUUCUUUUUUGUUUUACAAUUUUAAAUAAUUUAACAAAAGGAAUCACACUAUCCCAUAUACGACUGCGGAGCCGAUGGCAGUAAUAGACCUAUUACAUUUCCUAUUUUAAAUGAGGAAAAUUAUAGACUUGCUGUCUAUAAGAAAAAAAAACUGUUGGAAAUUGGAAAAUUCAUAUCUGCCUAACAGACGUAAAUAGAUGAGAAUGUAACUUCAUUUCUUAAAAAUAUUUCUACAAAAAAGUAGGAUCCUUUUCAUUAUUCUUUGAAGCUUUCAAAGUAAACUAGAGACUAUGACGACAAUGUAAUGAAGUAGGAAAUAAUAUUAAAUAAAUUAAGUGAAAAAUGUGUUUACAUUCAAACCUACCUCCAACAUAAGCAUAAUGUAAUUAAAAAUAAAUUUGAGUUCAAUCAAAACUCAAAACCUUCUGAAAAGAUUUGCUAAGUUUAGUAGUAAAAC
This is a messenger RNA of Papilio xuthus (Asian swallowtail), 3265 nucleotides long. RefSeq lists its product as uncharacterized. The record is from RefSeq and is a predicted model, not a curated record. The coding region runs from base 2006 to 2653 and encodes 215 amino acids. NCBI's taxonomy places the organism in Eukaryota, Metazoa, Arthropoda, Insecta, Lepidoptera, Papilionidae. The transcript has 4 exons.